Messenger RNA from Doryrhamphus excisus (bluestripe pipefish), 4853 nucleotides. It is a transcript of the gene gstcd, whose product is annotated as glutathione S-transferase, C-terminal domain containing. NCBI's taxonomy places the organism in Eukaryota, Metazoa, Chordata, Actinopteri, Syngnathiformes, Syngnathidae. Gene Ontology annotation, cellular component: cytoplasm. The record is from RefSeq and is a predicted model, not a curated record.
AGACGUUUUGCGACAGCGUAUGCGAACGUCAGUCUACGCUUUCAUCACUGUACAAUAUUUGACGUCUGUUGAGUGGAUACAGUUGUUAAAUGUGUUAGAAUAGUUACAAUACAAUCGUAGGUUCUUCUUCAUGUAAAUGUAUUAAUUUACUGAGUUAUUUUUAAAUGGCGACAAAGAGCGCUGUGGCAGAGCUUGGCUUCCGCGUUCGACGUGGGGACGACGACGAAGAAGAAGAAACCCGGAAGUUUACAGCAACAACGUGGUUUCGCGUUUAUGAUGGAAAUCACUUUGCACUAAUAUUACUAUAACUAUUUAAAGUUCAUUAUUUAAACAGUGAUUCACGUAACAGCCUACAUUUUUUAAACUGACGUUUGUUCCGGAGGUUGUGAACAUAAUCCUAAUGAAGGACGUAAAUCAGCAGUAUUCAUCCCUCUUCCUCGAGGUCUGUUGCCAAAAUGAAGAACCCCGUCUUCCUCUGCACUCUUCUAUUGCCUUCUUUCUCCUCUCCUACUGUGACUGUGACUAUUUCAAAGUACACCUGGUGUCCAACAAGCCUAACACCUCAGAGAUUCUUAAAAGUCAGCUACCAAAGUGCGUGGACGUGCGGGACAUUCGACCGGAGGACCUUCCCAGGUUGGUGAGAGGCUGCCGUCUCCCUGCUGUGUUGGACGAGACCGGGGGACUAUGCAGGGCUGGCCUGGCUGUUGUCUUGAGGCAUAUCAUCAACAAGACCAUCGAGGCUGAUCCCUCCAGGAAUGAUGUGCUGGCUUUGUUGGGCUUCAAGAAGACUUGCCUCAAGGCCUGUGCUGAGGUGAGCAAAUGGACCAGGCUGUGUGAAAUUGGCAUCCCAUCAGCUGUUGAAGACCACCUCCGAAACCCCCCUAUCGAUUCCCGUCCUCCACCCAUCUCCAUUCUCACCCUGGAGCAAAGGCUCGCCGAGCCCGUCAAGGUCCACAACGAUGAUAAAAUACGGCGCCAAAAGCUUCAGGAGCAGAGGCGAAACAACAAAAACGAUGACAACCUCCUUGAUGGGAAACAUACAAAGUCUGACCCGCAGUCCAGUAUGUCACCUGAUGGAAUUGAGCUCAGGGCAGCUCUGGCUAAGCUGUCUGUAGCUGCAGGUCCUUCUGUGACCACCAGAGAGUGCUCUGAGAUUCGGAAAGUGAAAACCAACGACCUGCCUGAGCUGGAGCAUGUCUUUGCAGAGGGGUUGUACUUCACUCUGACUGAUGUGGUCCUAUUGCCGUGUAUCCAUCAGUACCUGACUUCCCUACGAGGGCCUGCUUCUAGCACUCUACAACACCUCCCCUACCUGCUGCGCUGGUACAGUCGUGUUCAGGAGGUACCCGGACUCUUGCAAGCCGCAAAAGCCUGCGGGAUACUACUGGUCACCACCGAGGCUCUGUUAUCCUGCCCCGCAGGGCCACCACCACCACCACCACCAUCACCACCAUCGGUUGAGGGCAACCCUCCAAAUCAACUGGAGCCUGAAGAAGAGACGACCACACAGAUACCUUUUGUUGGCGGCCCCCGACCCACCAUGACCAAACUUAAAGAAAGUGGCAUAGUGGCAGCCUUCGCUCCUCAUCCUCAUCCUGAGUGGACACUCCCGUGGGACAGCUUACCAGACGCCAUCAACCCCACUGAAGGGAAGAUGUCAAAUAUCCGCACAGUCAGGAAGAAACAACAACUGAAUAACUUGGUUGCUAUGGUGACACAGCUAGCCAAACCAGGACACACCAUUGUGGAUUUCUGCAGUGGAACGGGACACGUGGGCAUCGUUUUGGCUCACGCUCUUCCACAUUGUCAGGUUCUCCUCAUAGAAAACAAGGAAGAAUCUCUGAUGAGGGCACAGAGUCGCAGCACUGAACUCGGACUAGAAAACAUUGGCUUCAUUCAGGCCAACCUGGACUACUUCACUGGACCUUUUCAUGUUGGAGUCGCGCUCCAUGCUUGUGGCGUAGCGACAGACAUGGUGAUGGAGCACUGCAUCCAGGCAAGCGCCGCCUUCGUCAUCAGCCCUUGUUGCUAUGGCUUCAUCCCUAAUGCAACUAAGUUCACCUUCCCGAGGAGCAAAAGGUUCCAAGAGACUCUGAUUCACAAGGAGCACAUGAUCCUGUGCCGCUUUGCUGACCAAACAGCUCCUCAGCUUCCUCCUGAGAGACGACUCAUAGGAAAGCAGUGCAUGGGCCUGGUGGACUUGGAUCGUUCGUGGGUGGCGGAGUCACAUGGUUAUCGUGUGCAGGUGAUGACCAUGGAGCCGGACACGUGCUCGCCCAAGAACAACAUGCUGAUAGGCAAGCCCCAUGCGCAAGAUGGCGCUCACUAAGGACGAGUUGGAUUGAUCCCGGAAUGAACAUAAAUACCUGGGGCGCGAAUGUUAACGAUGUAUGCAUCAGUCAUCUCGAACGACAACGUGGGUGGGGAGUGGUUUCAAACUUCCCUGGGGUCAUCAGGUGGGCACCCGCCUUUGUUGGUGUUUCGAUGAUAAGCCCACAGACGCAGUGAGAAACAAUGAAAAGCACCCAUCCAUUCAUUUUCUGUACCGCUUAUCCUCAUGAGGAUCACGGGCGUGCUGGAGCCUAUCCCAGCUGUCUUCAGGCAAGAGGCGGGGUACACCCUGGUCUGGUUGUUGUAUUAUAGACCAGAAUAUAUACAUAAAUAUUGUUGUCUACUAUAACAAUGCUCCCCGCCGGAGCCUAUCCCAGCUGUCUUUGGGCAAGAGGCAGGGUACACCCUGGGCUGGUUGUUGUUUUAUAGACCAGAAUAUAUACAUGAAUAUUGUCUACUAUAACAAUGCACCCCGCCGGAGCCUAUCCCAGCUGUCUUUGGGCAAGAGGCAGGGUACACCUUGGACUGGUUGUUGUUUUAUAGACCAAAAUAUAUACAUGAAUAUUGUCUACUAUAACAAUGCACCCCGCCGGAGCCUAUCCCAGCUGUCUUCAGGCAAGAGGCGGGGUACACCCUGGGCUGGUUGUUGUUUUAUAGACCAGAAUAUAUACAUAAAUAUUGUCUACUAUAACAAUGCGCCCCGCCGGAGCCUAUCCCAGCUGUCUUUGGGCGAGAGGCGGGUUACACCCUGGACUGGUUAUUGUAUUACAGACCAGAAUAUAUACAUAAAUAUUGUUGUCUACUAUAACAAUGCACCUCUCCUCCCACACCAAGUCAGCUGGGAUAGGCUCCAGCACACCCCCUGCAUAUGCAAGGGGGGCUAAAAGUAUGGUUAGAGUUUUUUAACACUGUUUUUUGAGUUAAAUUUCAGUAUUAUCUUCUAUAAGUUAUAACUAAUACAGUAAACCUCGGAUAUAUCGGAAAUCCGCUCACAACGGACAGAUAAAAAAGAACCGAUUUUUCUGUAAUGCAUUUCCAAUAAAAAUUCAUUGCAUAUAUCGGAUUUUUUAUAACGGAUUUCGCCUAUUUCGGACAAAAUCUCCAGUCCCGUUCCAAUGCAUUUCCAUUAAAUUUCCCUCGCAUAUAUCGAAUGGCCGCAUCGUGGCGCUCCGAUUCGCCGAAUCGUGACAGGCCGCUAUACGACGUCAUUUGCAGCGUUUGCAGCGUUGCCUGCGCGUCCAGGUACAUUGGAAACAUAGUCAAGGAAGUGCCUUUUUAUAACGGAUAAAAUCCGAUUUACGCAUAUACCGGAUAUAAAUCCGAUAUAUGCGUAAAACUGACAUUUUCCGGUAUACGCAUAUAACGGAUUUCGCUUAUAUCGGACAAAACCAGUGGGAACAAUUGAAUCCGAUAUAUCCGAGGUUUACUGUACGUCCACGACCAUAAUGAGGAUAAGCAGAAUAGAAAAUGGAUUGGAAAGCUUAUCUAAUCAUACCCACCAUCCCUUUCACAUCUGUUGCAGUGCAUUUGUUCACUUCCUGUAUUCCAUAUGUGAUUUUUACUACAAAGAAAAGUCAUAAGUGACAUAACAGUGAGGUAGUUGUCAUUUUUAAGUUAUACCAUAACAAGUAGUAAUCACAUGUGAUAAUUAGUGUGAUAAAAAAAUAAAUAAUGGAUGUGGUUAUGAGUGGUUAAUGUGCAGGCCACACAGCUCGGAGAUCCGGGUUCCAUUCCCCCUUCCACAUUCUAAAAACAUGCACAUUUUGUUAACGUUAAGACUCCAAAUUGUCCCUGCCUCUUGCCUGAAGACAGCUGGGAUAGGCUCCAGCAUGCCCUCAACCCUCGUGAGGAUAAGCGGUAGAAAAUGAAUGACCGCUUUUAUUGUUUCUUGAAUUCACUCAUGUUAGGACAUUCCUUUGAUUCCACAUACUGAAAUACUGUGUUUUUAACGUUUUUCUUGCAUUUGAGUGUUUUGAGUUUAGUUUUUUCGCUAAGAUCUAUAAGGGAAUCGAUCAUAUCGACCUCCUCUUCUACGCAAAAAGAGAUCCACAAUCGAUGAGAGCACGUUUGGUGCGGUUUUAAGAUGGAAAAACAUCCACAAGGUGGCAAAAGUACAUUUUAUAAGAACUCGGAAUACUACACAGCAACCAGGAAGUGAAAAUGCACAAAGUCUUGUAGCUUUGAAGAGAUUUGAGGGGAAAUUGGAAUGCAGAUCAGUUCCAAAGAUGAAAAAUGUAACUUCUUCAUGGUGUUAUAUUUGUAAAUAAAUGAUUAUUUUCAUGUAAAACAACUGUCUUUUGUCUUGUUUAUGUUGUUUACAUAUUAUGGCUAAAUAUAAAUUUGUGUCAAAAGCUUUUAUUUUGUUGAGAAGUGAUAUUUUGCUGAAACGUAAUGUUCUACUGCUGAUUACUAAAAAAUUAAAAACUGUAUUUUGUGUUCAGUUGUGUUUUCAUUGAUUUUUUUUAAUUUGAUGAUCUGAAACAUUAAAGUGUGACAAACAUGCAAAACAUUAUUUGAUGAAA